CUGUUGGUGGCUUUGGCACUCUAUGCACUGGGACACAAGCAGGUUAUCACAGCUCUUAGUUCGCGAAAAUGCCUUUACCAGCAAGAAUUGGUCGGUCCCAUGAGAACCCUAUAGAACCCAUGCAGGUUGACAUAGCACCAGAGGGUGAUCAUCCUCCUUUAGAAGACAAUUUCACUAUUGAAUCUGCAACUCUGGAUCUUGAUGUGUAUGCAUCAAACUAUACCAGCCUUACAAAAUUAAACAGAUUGAUGUUUGUUGCAAAACAUUGUCCAUCCCUUGAAGUUGAUGCUUUAAGAAUAGCCCUCAGUUAUGUGAAACAAACAUUCAAUGUCCAGCUUUAUCAGGAGAUUGUGACACGGAUGACAGAAGCAUGUAGCCGCAGUGAAUUGGAAUGCCCAGCUGUUGAUGCCACCUGGAUUGAAACUACAAGUAAAAAAGCUGCUCUCAAGCUUGAGAAGCUUGAUACAGACCUGAAAAAUUACAAAAGUAACUCAAUCAAAGAGAGCAUCAGACGUGGACAUGAUGAUUUAGGGGAUCAUUACUUUGAAUGUGGAGACCUGAACAAUGCAUUAAAGUGUUACUCAAGAGCCAGAGACUACUGCACCACAGCAAAACAUGUUGUCAAUAUGUGUGUUAAUGUCAUCAAGGUCAGUAUUCACUUGGGUAACUGGUCACAUGUGCUGAAUUAUGUGAAUAAGGCUGAGAACACUUCAGAACUAGCUGAGCAGAAAGAUAGAAAACCAAAUCUGGUGACUCUAACCAAACUGAAGUGUGCUGCAGGCCUUGCAGAGCUUGCUACUAGGAAGUACAAAUCAGCUGCCAGGAAUUUCUUACAAGCUUCUUUUGACAACUGUGAAUGUCCAGAGAUUAUCUCACCCAAUAAUGUAGCAGUUUAUGGGGGACUGUGUGCAUUAGCUUCAUUUGACAGACAAGAGUUGCAAAAAAAAGUUUUAUCAAGCAGUUCGUUUAAGCUUUUUCUUGAGUUGGAGCCACAACUGCGAGAUGUGUUAUAUAAGUUCCAUGAGUCGCAGUAUGCUGCCUGUUUGAAACUUUUGGAUGAAAUGAAGGAUAACUUCAUGUUAGACAUGUAUUUAGCGCCACAUGUCAACACUUUGUACAGUCAGAUUAGAAACAGGGCUUUAGUACAGUACUUCAGUCCAUAUGUGUCGGCGGAUAUGGAGAAGAUGGCGCAUGCGUUCAACACAACUGUUUCUAAACUUGAAGAUGAGCUGUCAGAGCUGAUACUUGACGGGCAGAUACAGGCCAGAAUCGAUUCACACAACAAGGUUCUGUUCGCGCGAAACGUUGAUCAGAGAAGUGUCACCUUUGAAAAAGCAAUAGAAAUGGGAAAAGAUUAUCACAAAAGAACUAAGGCCUUAAUUCUUCGUGGUGCCAUUCUGCGCAACCAAAUCGUCGUCAAAAGCCCUCCACGUGAGGCAAGUUCUGGCGAUGUGUCCAUGCCGGUUACACGAUAGGGGCUCUCGGAGCUUUUGAAGUUCCUUUGAUGUUCACUAAAUUUCUUACUGGUGUUUGAUGAAAUCAAAUAUAAUUUCUUUAGUUGAACAUUGUAAUGGUUGACCUUUUUUUUUCACUCCCAGGAAGUUAAUUUAAAUAAAUUGUUUAGUUCGAGUACACUGUACGUGUCGGAGCUCUUAAUUUAUUCGCUCUGAGGGUAGUUAAUGGUGGCAGUUAAUUGUGGGUGAUUCUUACAUGCAAGGUCGAAUGGUCGAGUGGA
Molecule: messenger RNA, 1735 nt
Organism: Pocillopora verrucosa
Lineage: Eukaryota; Metazoa; Cnidaria; Anthozoa; Scleractinia; Pocilloporidae
Product: COP9 signalosome complex subunit 1-like
Cellular component (GO): COP9 signalosome
Molecular function (GO): protein binding
Source: RefSeq, a predicted model, not a curated record